AUGGAAGCUUUCAUGGUCAAGACUGGUUUUUAUGACAAGGUGACCGCGAUAGAAGCGCAGCGGCGGAUAGAAUUGCGAGAACGCACUACUAGCGGUAUGGACGCGCUCGGCAGGGACCCGAUGGGGUGCGCCGAUCGUGACGAGUCGAUUGCUGCGAUCGAACGGUCGAUAGAGCAGCAAGUGCAACAGAUCAUGGCGCAUAAGAUGCUCAUGGCGACGACCGGCUCUGGCGACUCCAGCUCCGUGGACCCACCGCGCUGGCUUCCCGCCGCUCAUGCCGACUCCGCUGCUCAAACGCCCUCACAUUCGGCGCGUUGCUCCCAGCCGGCGCAGCUGUCAAGCGCGCCUGGCGUCGCCGCGUGUCACGGUGGAAGCGCGACGCGCUUAUUCCACCCAUGGGUGCCACGCGAGACCGCACAUCACGGCGUGCAAUUCGGUAUCCGCGAACCGAUGGUCGUCUGGUCUCCGUACAGCGCGCAGCUCUACAUGCACCCUCCCGCCCUUCCCGCCCUUGCGCCGAACUUCCCCGGGAUGGCCGCUCCUCCUCCGCUUCCCCCCCUUCGGCCCUGCCCCCCGCCUGUUCCACAGCACUCCCCGCCGCUGUCGCAGUGGUCAGCGGGCCCCUCUACCGCUUCCGCCAAGUCCGCGCAUGGCCCCACAGAGCACACGGGCACAUUGCUGGAUACGCAGCCCGGCCAUUGUGAUGCCGGCGUGAAUUGCGGCGAGAGAACGGGCGUGGUGAUGCCAGCUCGUUGCGCGGCGCCAGAGCUCCUGAAGUCGCGCGUAGUAGACCCUUCCGCCGCUAGCGCGGUGGCAUGCGGAAUGGCGCCGCCCUCGGAAGCAGGCGCCAAUGACGCGGACCUAUCGACGCGCUGCACGCCGACAUGGGAAGCGGUGGCGGAGAGAAUGAGCGCGCCGGCGGCGCAAGGGAUGACGCAAGGGGUGGCGGAAGGAGGCUUGCUGGGGGAAGGCGACGACAUCAGCGCGUGGUUGAGCCGCCUCGUGGGCGGCACGGCUGGCCCUGGCCUGCCGGAUGCACCAACGACGGAGCUCACGCAAUUACAAGGAAAUGAGGCGACGCGUGGCCACGCGAUGCUGACGUCAGCUGGAGUCGCGUCAUGUGGCAGUGGCACCGCAGCAAGUGCGGGACGUGGCACCGCGUACAGUCACAACGGCGUGCGUGGUGAUGUGACGCGCUGCGACAACGUGCCAUUCAACAACCCCAUGCCCUGUAACAGUCUCGGCGCCAUGCCUGCUGCACCCGCACCUGCCUACAUCUCAGCGCGCGCUCUCCCCUCCGCGCAGCGACAUCCCGCCCCUGCUCCUCCUGCUACGCAAACGGGAGGAGGGGCUAUGGGGGAGCAGAGAGGGGAGUGGGGGAGGCUAGGGGUGGGAGAGGAGGAGAGCGAUGAGGGUGGGGGGGUGGAGGAGGAGAGAUGCAUGGAGGGCAUGACAGUAGAGCAGAUUCUGCAGGAGAGGCGAAAGCGCAGCUGUACUUCUGAUGCCUCUGUGAUUGUGUACACACACCAUGAGGCCGACGAGCGGCUGUUAGAGGACGAGCUCGAGGCGCAGCUGGCCGCGCAGCGCGCCACGCUGGCGGAAGUGGACGCGCUUCUCCAGGCGGAACCCUCCCCGGAGAUCGCGGAGGUGCGCGGAGAGCUCGCGGAGGCGGUGGCCGCGAGCGAGGCGAGUCUGCUGCAGCUGAAGCGGCAGCGGCUGUUGCGCCACGCGGACAGACUGGCGGAGGGGCUUUCGGCGGAAGGGGCCGCGCGCGGCGCAGCUGGAGAAGAUCGACGGGCAGAAGCGGCCAGCGCGGACGGGACGGAUAUGGGCGGAAGGAACGGAGGGGAAGGGCGCGCGGAAGGCGGAGGGGGGGAAGAGCCAAAGAGGAGUGAAGGGGAGGAGGGGAACGAGAGGAAAAGGGGAGAGUGCGGGGUGAGUGUGGGGCAGCGGUGUCUGUUCCGCCACGUGGACGGCAGGUGGUAUGCGGGGGAGGUGCUUGCGCUCGAAGGGGCGGAGGACGAGCGGGGGGAUGGGCAGGGCGGAGCAGAAAAGGUUGCUGGCAAUGGGGAAGGGGAGUGUGGGGGAGACAUUGGGAGGGCGGAAGGAGAAGAGAGGGGGAGUGAGGGCGCGGGUGCAGGCGAGGGAGGCGCGGAUGGGGAGGGUGGCGGGGAGGAGAGAGUGGGGUUGGGGUACGUCUCAGGGACAGCAUCAGCAACAUCGGCACCACAGGCAUCAACAGCCGUGCACCUACCGACAUGCGCCUGCACAUGCACAGUCACUCUCGUGCGCGACGGCUCUUCCUCCUCCCUGCCCCUCUCCUGCCUCGUUUCCCUCUCCUUCCUCCACUCCCUCCCGCAUGCCGCUGAGACCGCUCCUCCGUUGGUCCCGGGGUCGGUGGGGGACAGCCGUGGCUCUGGUAGUGACAGCAGUAGCACUGGCAGUGGCAGCAGCAGCAGUGAGGAGAGUGCCGAGGGGUAUGAGUCUGAUGACGAGAAUGAUGGUGGUGCUGGUGGUGAUAAUCCAUCCGCCGUGUCCCCUUUUGCUGCUGCAGCAUCGCUCGCUGCCUCCCUGCAGCACGCGCACGCAGCAGCAGCAGCGGGCCGUCAGAGCGAGACAGUGGCGUUUGCAGCGUGGGAGCAGCACACACGCGGUGUGGCAUCGCGGCUCAUGGCGCGCAUGGGCUUCCAACGCGGUGCCGGGCUCGGCAGGGACGGUGGGGGCAUCACCUCCCCUGUUGCCGUGCGGGCAGGGGGAGAGAGGCGAGGGGCGAAGGGCGGUGCGGUGGGUGGUGCUGGGUUGGGGGCGGAAGAGGAGGGCAAGGGUGGGGCGAGGGAUGGGAGUGGGGGUGGUGGGGGGGAGGGGAAGAAGAGGAAGAAGAGUCGGGGAGGGGAGAGGGCAAGGAACAGGAAGAGAAUAGCGGCUGCGAGAGAGGCGGCAGCAGCAGCAGCGGAGGAAGAGGGGGGAGGGGGGAGAGGAGACGUGUUUGAUUUUAUUAACGUGCACUUGAGCGGCAGAGGGAGUGGCGAGGGUGAUGGGGCAGGGAGAGUGCAUAGAGGAGGGAAUGGGAGGAGGGAAUCGGGGAGCGAGUCUGCUGGGGGCAGGGGCAGCCAGAGCGAGAGAAUGGGAGGAGUGGGCUGGGGAGGAGUGCGAGGGGCCAAGGCACCAGGGGUGGCAGCAGCUGCCGGUGCUAUGCCAGGGGCAGGAGGGAAGGGGCGGGAGGAGGAGCGGUGGGAGCUGAUGCAGCAGGAGGAGCGGGUGAGGGAGGUGCGGGCACGGGUGGCGCGGUACGAGGAGAUGGCUCAGCGCCAUGCACGCGACAAGGUGACACUGGCCGCCGUCCACCGCAAGCUGGCUGCCGCCCGGGAGGAGCUGAGGCUUGUGCAGGGGGGCCGGGACUCGGCGCACUCUAGUGCAGCCCAGAAGGAGGCCCUUCGGAAAUGGACCAAGUUCUAG
Messenger RNA from Closterium sp. Yama58-4, 3456 nucleotides. NCBI's taxonomy places the organism in Eukaryota, Viridiplantae, Streptophyta, Zygnematophyceae, Desmidiales, Closteriaceae. The record is from the annotation of a GenBank genome assembly.